GUUACGACCUCAACCCUGUACGAGUUCGAUAGAAGGGCACGAAAGACAAGCUUUGAGUCUGACACGCUAAUUCGGUUCACAUAUUUGUAUGCCGUCGCCGUCGCUCAAUUUCUUGGUUUCUUCUCUCUCUCUCCCCUCUAUAUACACAUCGAAAAUGCUCGGUAACUGUUGUGAAUGAGAAUGGCGAGUAAGCUUAUGCACGCGGUUUGGUAUGAGUCUUAUGGAGGAGGACCUGCUGGUUUAAAGCAUGUUGAAGUCCCUGUUCCUGCUCCUAAUAAAGAUGAGGUUUUGCUAAAACUAGAAGCAACAAGCUUAAAUCCAGUUGAAUGGAAGACUCAGAAAGGCAUGUUACGCCCUAUUUUUCCUCGCAAACUUCCUUUUAUACCUGCAACCGAUGUAGCAGGAGAGGUCAUGGAGGUUGGACUUGGUGUGAGAAGUUUCAAAGCUGGUGACAAAGUUGUGGCCAUGCUUCAUUACCUUAAUGGUGGUGGACUGGCCGAGUACGGAAUUGCCAAGGAGAACUUGACGGUUCCAAGGCCACCUGAAGUAUCAGCUGCCGAAGGUGCUGGUCUGCCUAUUGCUGCUCUUACGGCUCAUCAGGCCCUUACCCAAGCUGCUGGGGUCAAGCUUGAUGGAAGUGGCUCACAGAAAAAUAUUCUCAUUACAGCUGCUUCAGGAGGUGUCGGUCACUAUGCUGUUCAACUCGCAAAGCUUGGCAACACACAUGUGACAGCUACUUGUGGGGCACGCAACAUUGAUCUUGUGAAGAGCUUAGGAGCUGAUGAGGUUCUUGAUUACAAGACACCAGAUGGAGCGGUUCUGAAAAGCCCAUCAGGCCAGAAAUAUGAUGCAGUAAUUCACUGUGCCACGGGCAUCCCUUGGUCUACUUUCGAGCCUAAUCUGAGUGCAAAUGGGAAAGUAAUAGAUAUCACUCCUGGCGUCAGUGCCAUGUGGACUUUUGCUCUAAAGAAACUCACCUUCUCUAAGAAGCAGCUGGUGCCACUUCUUCUAAUUCCCAAAGGUAGAAACCUGGAGUAUCUUGUUAAGUUGGUCAGUGAAGGGAAGCUGAAGACGGUGGUUGACUCAAAACAUCCACUUAGCAAGGCUGAAGAUGCUUGGGCCAAGAGCAUUGAUGGUCAUGCUACUGGGAAAAUUAUCGUCGAGCCCUGAUGAGUACAACUUCUCCCAAUACACAAUUAAUGUCGUUUCAUUAACUUAUCAUCAUGGUAAUUUGUUUGCAUGUAUUUUCAAUGGUGGUUCUGUGUGAACUGUGUGGAUUAAAGCAAGUUCAUUUGAAUGACAGAAGCCUUUUACAGGAAUAAUUGGCUGGCCUUGUAUAGCAGUGUUGAUGAACAAUUAUGUUGAUAUGGUAAGUUUGGUUGUGGACAUUUUGGUAAGUUUGGUUAAUGGGUGCCUCAUGACUGCAUUCGAGAUAUGGGAAAGGCUUACAUAGAAUAAAUGAGAUGGAAUUUUUUUUGGGCUGGAUUUAUAUC
Ilex paraguariensis (yerba mate) is the source of this 1493-nucleotide messenger RNA. Lineage: Eukaryota; Viridiplantae; Streptophyta; Magnoliopsida; Aquifoliales; Aquifoliaceae. The record is from the annotation of a GenBank genome assembly.